Molecule: messenger RNA, 1180 nt
Organism: Salvelinus fontinalis (brook trout)
Lineage: Eukaryota; Metazoa; Chordata; Actinopteri; Salmoniformes; Salmonidae
Product: interleukin-15-like
Exons: 6
Coding region: 215-820 (201 amino acids)
Biological process (GO): immune response; positive regulation of tyrosine phosphorylation of STAT protein; positive regulation of T cell proliferation
Cellular component (GO): extracellular region
Molecular function (GO): cytokine receptor binding; cytokine activity
Source: RefSeq, a predicted model, not a curated record
UGAGAGCGCCAUUCCGCGCACCAUGUGUUCAGGGUGCGGGCACAGAGUUUAUGUCCUCGUGCAAUACUUGAGCCAAACGUUUCUUUGAUCUGGAAACUUGCCAUAGAAACGAAUGGUUGGAAUUUACGACACAUGAAAUGGAUAACUCUCGGAUAAUGUUAGAAUGUGAUCUUGGCUUUUGCCCUAACUGCUAGGGGGGCAGCGAACAACGCUGAUGACAGCUUUUUUGACAGUGCUCCUUUUUUGCAUUCGUUUAUUGGAGCGCAGGGCAAAGAAAAGAGUGCGAUGGAUCUGUCUCUUCUGGGGAUUCCAUUACUAUCAACACCAGUAUCUGAACACUGAGCUCUGGAAUUGCUUCUUAAUAUUGAGCUGCCUGAGUGCCACCGCACAUUUGCCCAUUGCUGGUGCUGCUGAAACUCCCGGGCUGACAAUACAAGACGUUAGAGAGCUUCAGGAGGACUUGAAACAGUUGAAAAGUACCAUAGAAAAAUCAGAUGCCUGUUUGUAUGCUCCUACCAAUGAGGACAUCUACAAUGACAACUGCCUGUUUAAGUUCAUGCACUGUUACUUAUUGGAGUUGGAGGUUGUCCUGAUCGAGGACAUGCAGGUCACAGAUAACGACCAUGAUCAAAUAAAAACAUCCAUCCACCAUCGGAAAAAAACAUUGGAAGAACAUGAACGCCAAUAUAACAGUUCUAGAUGCUCACCGUGUGAGGCACAGAGAGUUGCCAACUCCACAAUAUUCCUCUACAACAUGGAGCGCCUUUUGGAGAGAAUAGCCGCAAACUGUCCGCCGAAUAUAAUGGAAAUUUGUGUUUAAAUUGUUUUUCAUAAAUAACGUAGCAAAAAAUGUUGUUUGUGUUCUACCUUUGGUCAUGAUAGUAUGUGAAGAAAUUAGCAGAGUGACAGCUAGUGCUCGUGUCCUAAUGUAUAUUACCUCUCAGUUCAAGUUUAAUUGUAACUAGCUGUUUAUAUUUUUGUAUAUAAUAACUUUUACAUCUGUACUUUUGUCAUAUUUAUUAACACAUUGAAAUGCCUAUUUGGAGCUUUACGUGUUUUUGUUUCAUUAUCCAAGUCAUAUACACACUAACUGUCCCUAACUAGUUUCCCUUGAAGAGUUCUCGUCAGUAUGUCAAAAUUGCACAUCCUGAAUCAAAAUAAAAUCCCAAGAAAACAUAAA